Molecule: messenger RNA, 4102 nt
Organism: Heterotrigona itama
Lineage: Eukaryota; Metazoa; Arthropoda; Insecta; Hymenoptera; Apidae
Source: the annotation of a GenBank genome assembly
GAAGGGAGAGGCGCAGGGUCGUAGUAAGAUAGCUGGCGCUCGCGUAGGGUACCAAUCAGCUGGUAUGCGCGGUGUUACGGUAGACAGCAGAACAGAACAAGUUUCUUAAAGGUGACACAAGUUUUCACGGAUUGGAACCACAAUAUCCCUCGAAGAUGAGGGAGGAGAGACUGGAUAUCGAUCAACCUUUAUGGGAUCUUAGCACUUUCGUAGGCAGAUGGAAGCAUUUCGCCUGGCAAACUGAUUUUCGCACUUGUACUGUCAGUAAUUCCGAGUUGCUAGAAGCAAGGAAACUACUCGAGGACUAUAAACUUGGGAAAGAGCCAGCUGGUACAACCCGGGAGCAAGUUGUCUAUGCUAAGAAGCUUUACGAGUCGGCCUUUCAUCCCGACACCGGUGACCUGCAAAAUGUCUUCGGCAGAAUGUCCUUCCAAGUGCCAGGUGGAAUGCUUAUUACUGGUGCCAUGCUUCAGUUUUACAAAACAACUACAGCUGUGGUUUUUUGGCAAUGGGUGAACCAGUCAUUCAAUGCGUUGGUUAACUAUACAAACAGAAAUGCCAACAGUCCUACAACCGUGUCUCAAUUGGGGGUGGCAUACUUCAGUGCUACUUCAGCAGCUAUGAUAACAGCUAUAGGAUGCAAAUCCUUUUGGGCAAAACGGGCAAGCCCUCUUAUGGCGCGUUAUGUGCCAUUUGCUGCCGUGGCGGCUGCAAAUUGCGUGAACAUUCCCCUGAUGCGACAGAACGAAAUCACCAAUGGAGUUGAUAUCAGUGAUGAGAACGGCAAUAAGUUAACCAAGUCAAAAUGAUCCUCCCACCAAUUAUGGAAAGACUAGAAAAAUACGCUUGGAUGCAGAAGAUCAAAUUUUUGCACGCACCUAUACAAGUUAUGUUGGUCGGUUGUUUUUCAAUUAAAUCUAGUACUUUGGAACGUUGGGAACCUGAGAAUUACGAACUCUUAAAGAAGAAUUGUGAAAUCAAGAAAAUACCCACAUACUUAUACUUCAACAAAGGUUUAUAAUUAAUGAAGGCUGUAGUCGUGGUAAAAGAUCAUCAAUGGUGCUCUUCUUCAUCGUCCUGCAUAAGAUAAUAAGCUGAUUAAUAAUUGAAUUGAACAAAUUUUCGCAUACAAUAAGUCAUCGGGAAUAUUUGUAGUUUUCUGCUGGUCCAGAGGAUGAAGAAAGCUUGUUCAAGAAAGAAGAACAACAGAUACGACAAUAUUAUAUUACAAAUUAUUUUUAUCCUAUGUAGCAAUACGUUUUAUUUGUAAGAUUUAUCAUGUACCUAAGUGCUAUGUAUCGAUGCAUUUUAUUAUUCAUUAUAUACUUUCAUCAAUAAUGAUUAGGAUCGAUUCUUCUUGGAAUAACAUUAGUAAAAACAUUAGUAACUACCUUUUUGCACGCAAAAUAUUUCAGACGACAAUAAUUUGUUUUUACUGAACGCUCAAUCGUUUUACUUUAAUUAAACUAGAUAAACAAUAUUUUUUUAAGGAGCAUUUAGACGAUUAAUAUAUAUUGUCAAUAUUUCAAGAUUCUCAAUAUUAUUGUAUGUAAGAACAAUUAACAUAUAUUGAUCAUCUGAAGAAUCCUUACGAGAAUAUUGGCAACUUUAAAUAUAUAUAUAUAUAUUCAGAACUUUGACGAUAUAUAUUGAUCACUUUAACACUCUAUAAUGAUUUAUACUAUGUUUUGUUAUAUCAUAUAUUGUUAAAUCUCUGAUUUUAGAUCUUAAAAUCAUGUCAAUGUUAUUAACUGUUACUACCUCCUUGAGCUGUUAACAAAAGAAAAUGCUGCCAUGUAUAUUUUAGUAAACAUUACAAUAAACUUGGAAACUGAAUUUCAAUGAAUUUGUCUUAUUCUGAUUAUAGAUUAUAAUCGAUUACAUGAUAGUAGUAAACCUAAUAAAUAUAAAAAAUAGUGUAAUUCGAUACAUGUAUAUAGAAUGUAAAAAGCUAUAUAUUUGGCCGUGAAUGUGUAGGUUGAAUUUGUUGCGGCAUAUAACCAAUGCGUUCUUGAAUUUCAUUUUGUGGCACUUUACCACCCCACGUGGGAGGGCUGAAUGUUGUUGGUGGUCUUUCUGAUUCUUUUUUAGCUUCAAGAGCCUUUCUCAUUGCUUCAUAUUCUUCCAGAUCGUCUAGUCGUAAAUCAAGUCUCGUCGGACUGCGUCGUAUCAUUUUAAUGAAAAUGUGGGUACAACAAGGGAUUUGGCCGCCGUAAACACGCUUCCGAUCGAGUGCUACAAUUUUCGUUAAUUUUGCCACGGCGGCAAGCACUCAUCUUUAAUAAAUUGUAAAUAAUUGUAAAUUAAGCACCAGGCAACGAAGCGCCAGCACGAAAGGAUGCUUUACUUGGAAGAUUAUGUCGAAAAUUCAAUGGACAGUUUAGAAAAAAAAGUAAAGAUUUUCUUUGCAAAUGCAAAGAAGAUGAAACCUAGUGAAAAAGAAGCAGAAUAUGAAGUCAUUAGAAGAGAGUAUUACAAAACUCUGGAAGAUGCCGAUGAGAAAGUGCAUUUAGCUAAUCAGAUGUAUGAUUUAGUAGAUAGAUAUUUGAGAAGAUUAGACCAGGAAUUGCACAAAUUUAAAAUGGAACUAGAAGCAGAUAAUAAAGGUAUUACCGAAAUAUUGGAAAAAAGGUCAUUGGAACUAGAUCAACCACCUACGAAUAGUAGUCAAAAAGAGAAUCGGUAUAGCUUUACAACAUCCACUCGAACAGAAAAAAGGAGAGAUUCGAACGCGUCAUCGACAUCAAUAGAAAAACGCUUAGCUAUAGAAAAAAUUUCUCCAAGUCUUCCUGAAUCGCGACCGGCUUCUGCAAAUUCAGGACCAAUUAUUGCCGCGACUAGCGUGCCAUCUACUCCUACAGCAAUUGCAAAUUCCGUCGGUUCUGUGAGUUAUAAUCUCGGUCACAUAGGAGCUGGUGGAAAUGCUAUAGCAGCUGCAGCAUCGCAAGCAAUUGCUGCGACGCAGCAAAUGCAGCAAGGUAGACGUACUGCUAGUUUAAAAGCUAGUUACGAGGCCAUCAACACUGGUGGUGUACAUGCAGCCGAAUUUAGUAGAGAAUUAGCUGGCGCUGCCCAGACUGCUAUUGCAGCUAUACAACAGGAAACAACUAAAAAGCAUAAAAAGAAAGUAACAACUGCUGUCCCAAGUUCGAGUGUAGUUGCUGCCUCUGCUCAACAACCUGUAUCACCUCCAGUUGCAACUACAAAUAACACACAAGUCGCAGAUUCAGAUAAUCCAGAUUGGACUUAUGAUCCAAAUGAACCAAGAUAUUGCGUAUGUAACCAAGUAUCUUACGGUGACAUGGUUGCGUGUGACAAUUCAGAUUGUCCUUUUGAAUGGUUUCAUUAUCCAUGUGUGGGUAUCACUGCACCUCCAAAAGGAAAGUGGUACUGUCCUCAAUGUACAUCUUCUAUGAAGAGACGCGGAAGUCGGAAAAACUGAUUGUGCUGUAAUCAGUGCAAAUAUAACAAGAAAAAAUUGAUACUACCUCUUAGGCAUUGUCCGUCAAGUACCAACUUAGUUAGGAAGCUAUUAAUUCUGAUUUUAUAUGAAUUUUUAAAUAUGUUUAAAGUUUAAGUCGUGAUCUUAUCUGGUCUUGAUCUUGUCUCACAAAACUUGAAUUUCUGUUUCUAUAGCAGAAAAGGGCAGUUUUUUUACUGCAUUUUGUAGACGUAACGAGAGGAUCAGACAAUGAAUUCUGGAUAAAUUCGUUUUACGAGAGAAUUUUUUGCAUACAAGUAUCGCACUUGUGCACCACUCUUUACUGCGACCACAUUAGGUAGUUUCUACGAAUUUACAUUGAAAAGUAAUCUUCUUCUCUGGUAAUACGUAAUUUAUGGACUGAAUACCAGAAGUGAUUUUCAUUGUGAAUUUUUCAAAAUUCAUGUCUUUAAUUUUUCGCAAUAUCGAUCAAUCUUCGUAUAUUUACGUCCUCGUGUUAGUUCAGACGUGCUUAGUAUCUCGCUGAAUUGAUGACUAGGCGAGCAAUAACAUUUUAAGUGUUCUACGCUUUUGAGAGAGAGAGAGACAAACAAGAAAGCAAAGAGAAAGAAUGUAUGUGUGUAUGCGUGUGUACAUGCGAGAGAGAGAGAAAGAGAGAGA